Folsomia candida is the source of this 1912-nucleotide messenger RNA. RefSeq lists its product as uncharacterized. The record is from RefSeq and is a predicted model, not a curated record. The coding region runs from base 206 to 1561 and encodes 451 amino acids. Lineage: Eukaryota; Metazoa; Arthropoda; Collembola; Entomobryomorpha; Isotomidae. The transcript is spliced from 7 exons.
CGGGUUGCCCUGAUGAGACAAGUGCCCGGGUCAUUCAUCAGCAGCUGAUUGAACCAAGCUCACAGUUUUCCCUCGUCCGACCGAUAUUUUAAUACGUAUUUCAAUUUCAAUUAGUUAAUCAUCAAUUAUUUCACUAUCGGAGCAUGUAACAAGGUAAUAGAUUGACAUGCAAUAAUAAACGUAUCGAAAUACGAAGAUAUACACAAUGAAGCGGUCGUCCCUGGAUCAAAGUGCCAUCCCUGGUACCUCCGACGCAGAGGGCGAAACUGGGGUCAGACCUCAAAAGAGAAGAUCUUCGGAAAACAAGGUAUGGGAGAAAUUUUUUGAAGAAAAACAAAAAGAUUUUGCCAUCUUUGAUAAGACAGCUUCUACCUCAAAAAUACCACCCUCAAAACCACGACCUUCAAAAACACCACCUUCAAAAACACCACCCUCAAAACCACGACCUUCAAAAACACCACCCUCAAAAACACCACCCCCAAAAACACCAACCUCAAAACCACCAGCCCUAAAAACACCCCCUAGAAAAGAGCCCUCAGAUGAUGAGGAGUAUGAAAUUGAGGAAUACGACUCCCCCACGAAAUCGUUAAGUAAUUCUGAUACAAAUCAAAAUACUGACAUUGACGGAACGAAGAAAAAAAAGUACUCUUUGGUUGAAGAAAUGAAAGCACUUCUUACCCCGUACGACAACUCCGUCCGAAGAUUUCCACAAUAUAUUUAUGGCGACACUUUCGAGUAUGACGAAUCUCAAGCUGUUACACUUAUCAUAAGGCACGUUUGUGGAACUUGGGACAAACUAGUUUGGACAAUCUGUCGCCUCGUGGAGCGUGAUAUAGAUCGUUGCGUUAUGUUUCGACCGUUGUAUUUAUACGACAUAAAGUUAGGCGGUGUACUCAAGUUGUAUCCCCCAUGGCAAGAAUUAGAAAUGCCUGAAUUUCCCAUGCCGAUUCUGAUGUGUACAGAUUUCUAUAGGCUUCCCCUCAAGAGAGAAAAGAAUUUUGGAGUAUCGCAUGACACGAUAAGCGCCUUACUAACGCCCCCAAACCCCUUCAGGGGAAGUUACAUCAAAGCAACGUCGCCAGAAUGUGGCCUUAAUUUCUUGCUGUCUAAAUGCACCCCAUUCCACCUGAGUAAUCAAAACACAAUCAGCAUCCAGACUAAAGCCUUUAAACCAUCGAUCGAUCUAAAUACCGUAAUGUACCCAGUAUCAUGCCGAGGGUGGCCGAAAUUAAGCCAAAGUAGCGUACUAAUUUGCGAUUCUGAUCAUGUAUUUGCCCAUUUACAACUUUCUGAACUUGAGAGUGGAAAGAGGGAACGAAUCUACAAAGCGAUAAACCCCGGAAAGUAUAUCAAAUUUAGGAAACUUGGAGUUGUCUCAAAAACGAGUAUUCUAGAAGAUUUCUCCUGGUUUAAAAUUUUUCAAGGGUUGGGAUCCAAUCAAAAAGUGUUUUAUACGCUGUGCUUUAGACAUGACACCGAAUGGAAGGAAGAAGCAAAUUUGGAUUUUCCAUAUCGGCCUCCACUCGGUUGGGCAGUGAAACCUUGGAAUGAUGGCAUCUAAGUUACGCCGCAGCAAUGAGAAGUGCAAAAGGUGCUACGCAAGAUCACAUGUUCUAAAAUAUAUUUAUCAAAAAUUUAAAUUUCUAAUGAUAAAAAUUGUUAAAGCCAUGUUUUAUAUAUUUGUCAAAAAUUGUUCAAUUUUUUGAUUUUUCUCGAUUACUUUACUUAACUUAACUACUUAUGUAUGUUCAUAAUUACACAAGGUGCUCAACUAUUUUUCAUGCAUUGAAUCAAAUUCUUCAUUGUUAUUUAAUUUUUUACAUAAAUCGAACGUAUGUAAAUAGUUAAUUGAAACUGUCACUAAAUGUAUUUUAGUAAUGAUGAAUUUAAUAAAUUUAUAUACGUAGAACUA